CCGGCGGCCUGACAGCGGGGAGAGAGCCCCUGGGCGCAGGACGCGCAGCAGGGCUGGUGACAGGCUCCAGGCGCGCUGGUCCAUGCUGGUCCCGGUCUUUGUUCUGGGGCCAUCGCCGAGACAUGCGCGGCUGAGGAUGGAGGUGGAGGACUCGGGCGGCGUGGUGCUGACCGCCUAUCACUCCUACGCGCGCUCCCAGCCGCCCAGCACGGAACCGCGCUGCGCGCCCCGGUCCGCCGCCAGCCACCCGCUCAGCAGAAAAUCCAUUCCUCGCUGCCGAAGAAUUAACAGGAUGCUCUCCAAUGAAUCCCUACAUUCUCCUGCAUUCAGCCGCUCUAACUCACAAGCCUCCGUAGACAGCAUCUCCAUGGAGGAUUUCUGGCGGGAAAUAGAAAGCAUUAAAGAGAACAGCAUGGGAGGGCAGGAGGAGCAGCCACAUGCCGAGGUCAAGCCUGUGGAUGAAGGAGAACUCGAAGCAGAGUGGUUGCAAGAUGUGGGUUUAUCAACUCUGAUCUCAGGUGGCGAAGAGGAAGAUGGGAAGGCCCUACUUUCUACGUUAACGAGAACCCAAGCCGCUGCGGUGAAAAAGAGAUAUAAUACCUAUACUCAAACCCUGAGAAAAAAGAAUAAGCAAUCUGUCAGGGAUGUCAGAGACAUCUUUGGAGUGAGUGAAUCUCCUCCAGAUGAUACUUGUGACAACCAUACCACUCAGUUGGGCAGCACUGAGGAAGAAAAAGAGGUACCGGGAGUUAUCAAAACGAGCAGCCCUGUGCCAGAUGAUGCUUCUCUCAACAGUACUCCCCUGUCCAAUGGGUCCCGAGAUGAAGAAGGGAGUUUUGUAGAUCCCAGGAUUGGCUCCAUGCAGUCCAUACUGGAGGCUAUUCCAGAUGUACCAGUUCAUUCCAAUGGAUCUGCAGAUGCUGGGCAGUCAGCUCAGAGUGCACUGAGUGAUGAUGAUUAUCUGGAAAAGAACAUUCCAGCAGAGACUGAAGAGCUAUCCUUUGAAGUAUCUUAUUCAGAAAUGGUUACAGAGGCUCCAAAAAGAAAUAGAUUUAAGAAGUCAGAGAUUAAGAAAGAAGACUAUGCUUUAACUAAACUCACUGUUCAGAAAACCAGAUUUGGCUUAACUGAAGCAGGAGACCUGUCUGCUGAAGACAUGAAGAAAAUUCGCCAUCUCUCUCUGAUUGAAUUGACUGCCUUUUUUGAUGCAUUUGGAAUUCAACUGAAAAGAAACAAAACAGAGAAAGUAAAAGGACGAGACAAUGGGAUUUUUGGAGUUCCACUUACAGUCCUCCUGGACAAUGACAGAAAGAAAGACCCUGAAGUGAAAGUUCCCCUUGUAUUACAAAAAUUUUUUGAGAAAGUCGAGGAAUCAGGUCUGGAAUCUGAAGGAAUUUUUCGACUUUCAGGAUGUACUGCCAAAGUUAAGCAAUACCGUGAAGAACUGGAUGCCAAGUUCAAUGCUGAUAAAUUUAAAUGGGAUAAAAUGUGCCAUAGAGAAGCAGCAGUAAUGUUGAAAGCAUUUUUCAGAGAACUACCCACUUCUCUCUUCCCUGUGGAAUAUAUACCUGCCUUCAUCACUCUAAUGGAAAGAGGGCCUCACAUCAAAGUGCAGUUUCAAGCAUUGCACCUGAUGGUCAUGGCACUGCCUGACGCCAACAGGGAUACAGCCCAGGCCCUCAUGACUUUCUUCAAUAAAGUGAUUGCCAAUGAAUCAAAAAACCGAAUGAGUAUGUGGAACAUUUCCACUGUAAUGGCACCAAACCUUUUCUUCAGCAGAAGCAAACACUCUGACUAUGAAGAAUUACUAUUAGCAAACACCGCAGCCCACAUCAUCCGCCUAAUGCUUAAGUACCAGAAAAUUCUAUGGAAGGUUCCAUCUUUCUUAAUCACCCAAGUCAGAAGGAUGAAUGAAGCCACCAUGUUGUUAAAGAAGCAGCUCCCAAGUGUGAAAAAGCUGCUCCGGAGGAAGACCAUAGAACGGGAGGUUACAAGCCCCAAGACUUCAAAGGUACUACAAAAAUCACCCUCUUCUAGAAGAAUGUCUGACGUGCCGGAAGGAGUCAUAAGGGUCCAUGCUCCGCUUCUCUCUAAGGUGUCCAUGGCCAUUCAACUCAAUAGUGAAACCAAAGCUAAAGACAUAUUGGCAAAAUUUCAAUAUGAAAACAGUCAUGGUUCAUCAGAAUGUAUUAAGAUUCAGAACCAAAGGUUAUAUGAAAUUGGAGGAAAUAUAGGACAGCAUUGCUUGGAUCCAGAUGCAUAUAUACUGGAUGUAUAUCGUGUAAAUCCUCAUGCAGAAUGGGUGAUUAAGCCCCAAGCAAGUCUUUGAAGAUGGCUGCUAUGGAGUGUUCUAUGCCAAAAGAUUCUACAUUUUGUGGGGGGAAAUAAGACUGCCUUGACGUGUUUGUUCCCAUAACCCUGUCUGUGUUUCUCAAGGAGUGGUAUCUCCUGCUUUGUCCGCUUGAACUAUGGAAGAGGAGCUGGUUCAUCCCUUGAGCUGACCUUCCUCAUCACGUUUCCUUGAUAAAAGGAAAGCAAAUGUGAUCCUUCCAGAAGAAAGGGCAAUGGAGAAUACGGAACUCUAAUAAUUUCUAGUAUUCGACUUUGCAGCAGAAAUGAACUUGGCCCUGUACCUGGGGAUCGGCAACACUUCUUGAUGUAGCCAAUGCUACCAAACACAAGAAGUGAAAAAGACCCUUUUUUAUACUUGUGUUAUAUACAUAUAUUGACCUCUUUUGAGCAAGAAUGCCAGAAAUAGCCUUACUUUCUGCCCUACAAAAUAAUCCAGACCUACUUUCCAAAGAGAAUCAGUUUAUAAAGUGACAUUUUAUCAGUGCUCUGACUUGCCUCUGAAUUUGGGGAGGAGGAACUUUGGUCUAAAGAAAACUGUUGUUAAAUAUGUCAUGCCAUGCUGCAUGAUGACAGUCAUAUUCCUGAUGCAAAUGAACAUUUCUGUUAUUGAAUAUUGAAAAUUGACUUUUUGAGUUUUUAACUUUUUUGUCUUUUUUAUUUCUGGUACUGGGGCUUGAACUCAGGGCCUCUCAGAUGCUAGGUAAGUGCUCUACCACUGAGCUAUACCUCUACCCUUUUUAAAGUUUUAUCCUGAGACAGGGUCUUGCUAAGUUGCCCAGGCUGGCCUCCAACUUGCAAUCCUACUGCCUCAGUCUCCUGAAUAACUGGGAUUAUAGGACUGUGCCAGUGCACCUGGCUCAAAAUUGGUAUUUUAUGGCUUGUCUUAUGAGCACAGGUCCCUAUUGUAAAGCUCAGUCUGACAAAGGGUGUCUUAUGCUUUUGAACCUUUGCUGUAGUCGGCAGGCACAGAGCCUCUAUUUUCUCAUCAUGGUUGUGGUGCUCAAUGGAAAUCCUCUCAUGUGCCAGGCACCAAUUUCCUCUUUUGAGCAAACAUAUCGUUUUUUACAUUUCCUGAAGUCCGAACCUAAAAACCCAGAACUGCCUUUAUCCAAGAGUGCCGAAAAAUACCAUUCGAUCCAGAUUUUGUAAGCUGUAAAAGACUUGCUUUUAUUUAUUAAUCAUAGACAUGGCUAAGCACUGUGGCUUAGUUAGCAUCAGGCCACAGAAUCAGAUGAUCAGAUGGUAAGCUGAGAACUGCCACGAUAUCAAGAUCUUGAAGAGCCAUUUUCAAGACUUGGAAUUGGCCAGAACACACAGUCCUCGUGUUUCUAAUUUAGAGCAAAUCUGAAAUGUGCUGAGGGAUUGGACAGCACUGCCUUUCAUCUUGAGAUUGCAGAUACGGGCCUCCUACGGCUAGCCCGAAAAGGGACAGAGUUUUCAUUUAUCCCAGACAAGUACUCUAACUUGGAAUUCAGAUUGAGAUUUUGAUGGAUUUGUAUGAGUUUAAAUAAGAUUUAAGGCCCAAAUCACUCUCUUGUAAUUCAAAGCUGAAUCACAAAUGCAGAAAAACAUUUUUUAUGUUUUUAUCAAGUCUCAAAACAUAAUGUGAUAACAUUCAAAGUGCAUAUAUGGAAGAAAUCUUUUAUAUGCUACAUUAUGCCUUGAUGUCUAUACAAAGCAUUAUUUAUACUCAGCAUGUAGAUAAUUGCAUUUCUGACCUGUAGAAUUUUAUUAUGCUUUUAUAGGGGAAACAAUGAUCCAUUCAUUUGACCCAUAUGAAAAAUUUUAUUUUCUUUACCUGAAAACCCAUUAGAAACUAAAUGUGUAUUCUGUCAGUUUAUAUUCAUUCCUACAUUUCAUCAGUUUUCAAUGUAUGGCUGGCUACUCAAUGGCAUGUGAGUUUACAUAACGAAUUUCCAGAGUCUGGAAGAAAAUACUUUUAUCAUUUUUGCAAUUCAAACAACAGAAAUAAACAUUUCACCUUAGAUAGCUGCCAAAUCCCAAGACAUAAGAUGGCAGUAAUUUAUGCCCACAUGUGGAAGAAACGUCCAGUAGCUUCCUUACACUUGCAUAGAUACCUGAAAACUGAUCUUUUUCAUUGUAUUUCUAUUAGAAUAGUUAAAUUCUGCUAUAUUUAUGUAGAGAAUUCAUAGAUCUAUUCAUUUAAUUUCUUAUUACAGAGUUUUCAUGUCUUUUGACUGAAAGCACAUUAAAGCUUACACAAAGAUUCUAAAGGUUUUCAGAUUAUUCCAACUUGCCAUAUCCUUAAAUUCGAAAAUGCCUGUCAUCUUAAGUUUUGAAAGAUCUUUUGCCUUAACAAGAUUUGUUUUUAAAAAGUUCAGUGACCAGUGUGUAAAAAUGAAUAGUGUAUUGCAAACAAAAGGAAGGUCAGAUAUCCGGCUUGUAAAUAAAUACAGUUCUCACCCUCACUCCAUCCCAAGUGCUCUUGGUACACAAUUAGGAAAAUAAUAUCUUCCAGGAAAGUAAUUACGUUUAGGAGCACUCAUUCAGGAAAAUUCCUAGAGCCGGCUCAUUGUUUCCUCCAUUCUGCAAAAGCUCACUUGGGAACAUGAUUCUUCGAGUCAAUCUUUGAACAAACUGGAAUGUCAGUUCUUUACAAUGUAUAUACAGUAUCAACUACCUCAUUUGCCUUUCUUGGGGAAAAAACUAAUAGACUUUAACAAUUUUUGUUACAAACUGUCUUAGUCAUAUUAUUUAAGUCACUUCAGUUAGCUUUCAGUGUACAUUUAUUAAUAUACAUUUAAUGAUGUAAAAUAUUUUUAACAAAGCUUUAAAACCAAAAUACUCUGCAACUGUGGCCUGUGGUAUACUCAGAGCUUUUGUGUUCCUUAGUGACCAUCUUGUGUUUCUAAUCACAUGGAGAUGCAGGUUUUCAGAAGCAGGAAUGUCUGUCCUGCAUUUGCAACUGCUGUCCCUGUAGUUCCUUUGACUGAAAAUAACAUGAGAAUAAAUUGUCCCCUUAUCUUUUUCACAUGUAUAUGACUUGCCUAAAUAAUCAAUAUAUGAUGAGAUUAAGUAGUGCCCCUGACAGACAUUUUUCAACUAUUUUCCAUAACUAUGUCACUUAAUAAAAAAAAAAAUGACAUAGGUUUAAAAUAUUACUUUCAAGCAUUUCAACAGUUUUAUACACACACACAACUCACUUAAAAAUAA
Molecule: messenger RNA, 5526 nt
Organism: Sciurus carolinensis (gray squirrel)
Lineage: Eukaryota; Metazoa; Chordata; Mammalia; Rodentia; Sciuridae
Gene: Arhgap28
Product: Rho GTPase activating protein 28
Exons: 18
Coding region: 83-2329 (748 amino acids)
Biological process (GO): signal transduction; regulation of small GTPase mediated signal transduction; negative regulation of stress fiber assembly
Cellular component (GO): cytoplasm
Molecular function (GO): GTPase activator activity
Source: RefSeq, a predicted model, not a curated record